This is a messenger RNA of Penicillium malachiteum, 999 nucleotides long. RefSeq lists its product as uncharacterized. The transcript is spliced from 2 exons. Gene Ontology annotation, molecular function: dipeptidyl-peptidase activity. The record is from RefSeq and is a predicted model, not a curated record. Gene Ontology annotation, cellular component: cytoplasm. Lineage: Eukaryota; Fungi; Ascomycota; Eurotiomycetes; Eurotiales; Aspergillaceae. Bases 1 to 999 code for a protein of 332 amino acids.
AUGGCACCAGAAUCAAAUGCUAUAUUUGACUUGAUCACGGAUCUUUAUAAGGCUUGCAACGGUCGCUGGACAGAUUGGAUUGCAGAUGGCACCGUCACGCAGCUGGAGCUAUUGGCUUUCCUCGACUACGCUGCGAUCUUUUUGAACAAUAUCGGAAACUACUUCGCCGACGGUGGAAGGAAGAUUGUCCCUGACCUUUCUGCAGACGCCCUUCUAAAAUUAGCGAAACACUCCGGAUGGACGGACCCUGCUGCGGAGGACGUGAUAAAGAGCAUGCUGUCAACAGCCCAGUCUAGUCUUGGAUACCCAAGUGAGACCUCGCAAGCCAACUACUACCCCGAAGAAGAUCGAAUUACGCGAGAGGAGAUCGCGCUGGUCUCGAGAGCCAUGGAGAUGCACCGCAUCGAACCAGAGAACACGAGAAUACUGAAGAGGAAAGAAAGAGACAAGCGUAUUUUCGAAGUCCUUCAAGCAUCGAAGGAUGCUCGAUGUCUUGCUGAGUGGGAUCAAUUCGAGGAAAAUGAUAUGAUAAUUCGUAUCCUAGGAGGCGACCAUAAUGACGAGAUGGCCAAAAUAUGCGAUUCACUUGAGCAAGCGAAAAUGUUUUCGAGCAAUGAAAACCAAAUCAAGGUGAUAGAUUAUUACAUUACCAGCUUCAAAAAAGGACGCCUACAGGCUUACCGAGACUCGAAAAAAAUCUGGGUGAAAGACCAAUCCCCGGUGAUCGAAACCACUUUGGGGUUUGUCGAGCCCUACAGGGAUCCACAUAGUGUCAGAGGUGAAUGGCAAUCAAUUGUCUUCACCUCCGAUUCUCUACAAAGCUUGGGACUAAAAGAAAUUGUUCGAAAAUGUGACCAUUUUCUUUGUCAGAUGCCUUGGGCUGUUGCUGAUAUCAACAGUGGGAAAGGUCCAUUUGAAAAAGACCUUUUUGACCCACCCGACUUUGUCAGUGUGCACGGUCAGUAUGAAGAAUCUCAUGAAUUAGAAACCAAAGUUUAA